CCUAGCUGUCAAAUACACCAAGGUAACUUUCAGUCCGCAUCAAGUCUUCGCACCCAAAAUUCACCUCGCCUACUAGGUACGAAGUAAUCCUUCAUUAAGAUCUACAGGUUGGCCUACGACAAGGUAUCUCAAGAUGGCAUCAGAUACAGUCAAUCAUUCAGACGCGAUUCUUCGCGUCUGUUCAAAUUCUCAACGAGACUUAAGCGUGCAUCUAAUCCGGCCCUUCCCGCGCGAAAUGCAAACAGUCCAAGAAUCUCUCCAAACGGCCUUUGAAACUCUGCCAGUGUCGGGAAUGGGCACCUUGGACCGUCUUCCCCCAGAGCUGAUAUUGAUGAUAAUCCGUAACCUCGAUAUUCAUUCUCACUUUCAACUCCGUCAAGUCAAUCGUCGCGCUCGUAUCCUAUCAACCACCUCGCAAGAAUACAGACUAGUUGCAAAACAUGGGAUAGACGCUUUGCAAAGCCUCCUGAGCACUGGUCUGGCGCAUCACUUCACCAUCGCGGACAUAUACAGUGUCCUCAUCAACCCUAGAUGCAUGUAUUGCGGCUGCCUUGGCGGGUUUCUAUUUCUACUCACUGCCACGCGUUGUUGCUUUUUCUGCAUCCUGAGUUCAUCCAAACUUCGACUCAUUACCACCUCUACUUUGGCCCGACUUUCACAAAUAUCCCAAAGCGAACUAGAACUGAUAUUGAAUCCGAUCCCGGGCCUACGCCCCGUACCUGGUUUCUAUAAGUUGGGCGAAAAACAAAUCAGGCUUCCGAAAAAUUUGUUCACAGAGGAGCAGUCGAUUGCAAGAUUAACGUCACUUGGCGCUGUCCCGAAAGAUUUUGCCUAUAUUCUAGUAGGGCACUAUGAUACCUUGAAUGAUCGUCUCAAGGCGUCUACGGUAUUUCCAUGGUAUGACCCGGAUACUGCGCAGGUCGAAUACGGCGUAGGCUGCAAAGGAUGUCAGGAUCCUUUUAUUGCUCUGUACAUAGCUUUUGGAGGUCCCGGGCGGGAAUUCUUUUCGAGAACGGGCUUCUUAACUCACUUCAAAACUUGUGCGAAAGCUCAAAAGCUGUGGGCUGAGAAGAAGCAAGGAAUGAAGUCUGUUUAA
Molecule: messenger RNA, 1096 nt
Organism: Daldinia vernicosa
Lineage: Eukaryota; Fungi; Ascomycota; Sordariomycetes; Xylariales; Hypoxylaceae
Exons: 1
Coding region: 134-1096 (320 amino acids)
Molecular function (GO): protein binding
Source: RefSeq, a predicted model, not a curated record